AUGUCAUUUCUAACUGGUUUCUUUGCGCUUCUAACAAAAUUCAUUUUAAUUCUGGCCAUUGCCAUUCCAAUACGUUAUGGAUCAACAGAUUAUCGACAUCUUAGUAUUCGUUUAUUUCAUUCUCUAUUAUCAUUGAAAUAUUCUUUUAUACCGGAUCAAACUCGACCAACACUCAGUGCAGAUUAUCGUGCCUUUGAAGCUCUGAUUCGUAUGCGACCAAUACUAAACCAUGAUUCAUCAUUAGAUUCAUUUGAUACAAUAAAGAAAAUACGUUCAUCAUUUAGUGAAAGUGCAGUUACUCCAAAACCAUCUCAAUGUGAAAUUAACAAUGAAAUAAUUGAUUAUAAUGGACAUUCCGUAAAUGCUUAUUGGAUUAAUUAUCCUUCGAAAAAUUUUGAAAAAAAAUCUGAUAAAUUAAUACUUUACUUUCAUGGUGGUGCAUACUUUGCUGGUAAUAUUCAAGUUUACGAUGGAUUUGAAUGUCAUUUAUCUAAACUUUUCAAUGCAACUAUACUUCAUGUAGAAUAUCGUCUUUGUCCUGAACAUCCAUUACCUGCAGCAGUUGAUGAUUCCGUAGCAAUCUAUCGUGCUCUUCUUCAUCGGAAUGUUUUACCAUCUCAAAUAAUGAUUAUGGGUGAUUCAGCUGGUGGUGGUCUUUCUUUGUUAACCAUUCAAGCAUUAAUUACUAAUGAAUUACCCAUUCCUCGUGGUGUUAUUGUUCUAUCUCCAUGGACUGAUCUUUCAGGAACUGCAGAAAGUUAUACACGUAAUCAACAUACUGAUGUAAUGAUUCGUUUCGACAAUCAUAAAUGGUUGAUAGAACAAUUAUUAGGUUCUAAUCAAUCGGAAUUAUCUUUUGAUAAUGCUAUUUUUAGUCCUCUGUUCGGUUCAUUCGAAAAAUUUCCACCAAUGUACAUUAAUGUAGGUACAGCAGAAAUAUUAGAAGAUGAUUCAAAACGAUUAUUGAAAAAAGCAGAAGAAGCAAACAUCGAUGUUACUUAUGAAGAAGGUUUACAUUUGAUGCACGUUUAUCCACUGUUUUUUCUUUACUAUCCUGAAGCACGAGACACACUCGAUAAUAUCAAUAAAUGGGUUCAAACAAUAUAUAAUCAAAAACUGAUUGAAUAA
This is a messenger RNA of Adineta steineri, 1128 nucleotides long. NCBI's taxonomy places the organism in Eukaryota, Metazoa, Rotifera, Eurotatoria, Adinetida, Adinetidae. The record is from the annotation of a GenBank genome assembly.